Molecule: messenger RNA, 1359 nt
Organism: Moneuplotes crassus
Lineage: Eukaryota; Ciliophora; Spirotrichea; Euplotida; Euplotidae
Source: the annotation of a GenBank genome assembly
AUGUUGGCUAAGUCACUAAUCCACUUUCAGAAUUUUAGGAAAAUAGCAACUCCAAGUUUGUUAGGAGCUAGCAGAUCAUUCUCUAGUCUUAACAGAGGAAAGAUAGCUGUAGCUAACCCUAUUGUCGAAAUGGAUGGAGACGAAAUGACCAGGAUUAUUUGGCAACAGAUCAAGGAGAAGCUCAUCCAUCCAUAUUUAGAUCUUAAAUUGGAUUAUUACGAUUUAAGCAUCCAGAACAGAGAUGCUACAGAGGACCAGGUCACUAUUGAUGCAGCUCAUGCUACACUUGAGAAGGGAGUUGCAGUCAAAUGUGCUACGAUUACCCCAGAUCUUGCUAGGGUUAAGGAAUUUAACCUUAAAAAGAUGUGGCUUAGUCCAAAUGGAACAAUCAGAAAUAUCUUGAAUGGAACUGUAUUCAGAGAGCCUAUCAUGAUUAAGAAUAUUCCCUUAUAUGUUCCAGGUUGGCAUGAACCAAUUAUUAUUGGAAGGCACGCUUUUGGAGAUCAGUAUAAAGCCAGAGAUUUCCAUAUAAAAGAACCUGGAACUUUCAGCCUUGGCUUCAAGCCAGAAAAUCCUAACUCAGAAGGAAUCUCAGAAGAUGUGUAUAAGUUUGAAGGUGAAGGAGUCUUUUUAGGAAUGUACAAUACUAAGAAAUCUAUUGAAUCUUUUGCAAAGGCUUGCUUUGAGUAUGCCUUGAACAGAGAUUACCCUUUAUAUCUUACGAGUAAGAAUACCAUUUUGAAGCAAUAUGACGGAUUAUUCAUGGAUACCUUCGAGGAGAUCUACCAACAAGAGUAUAAGCAAAAGUUUGAAGAAAAGAAUUUAUGGUACGAACAUAGACUCAUUGAUGAUAUGGUAGCUCAAGUCAUUAAGGGAUCAGGAGGUCUUGUAUGGGCCUGCAAAAAUUAUGACGGUGAUGUCCAAUCCGAUAUUGUAGCCCAAGGCUAUGGAUCACUUGGACUUAUGAGUAGUGUCCUUAUCAAUCCAGAAGGAGUGAUAGAAAGCGAAGCUGCUCAUGGAACUGUUACAAGGCAUUACAGGUUCCAUCAGAAUGGAGAAGAGACUUCUACUAACUCUAUUGCAAGUAUUUUCGCAUGGACUAAAGGACUAACAGCGAGAGCUCAGCAUGAUAAAAACGACGAUCUCUUAAAUUUCUGUCAAAAAUUAGAGAGUACAGUGAUUAAAACCGUUGAGGAUGGCAAAAUGACGAAAGACCUAGCUAUCACCAUCAAGGGCACUACAGAUGUUGAUAGAUCUGAAUAUCUGAACACUUUUGAAUUCCUUGACACAGUAGAAGCAAACUUUAAUUCUAUUUUCUAAUUCCUGGUCAGCUAUCUGCUAUAAUUUCAGCUAAAAUUU